Molecule: messenger RNA, 1785 nt
Organism: Colletotrichum paranaense
Lineage: Eukaryota; Fungi; Ascomycota; Sordariomycetes; Glomerellales; Glomerellaceae
Product: major facilitator superfamily transporter
Exons: 5
Coding region: 1-1785 (594 amino acids)
Biological process (GO): transmembrane transport
Cellular component (GO): plasma membrane
Molecular function (GO): transmembrane transporter activity
Source: RefSeq, a predicted model, not a curated record
AUGGCCGCCAACACUUCGACAACGCCUCAUGUGUCUGAGGAGAACCAUGUUGCCGGCGAAAACGACAUCGAAAAAAGCACUGCCCAGAACUCGGUUGAUAUCCAUGCCGAGCCUAUGAAGCUUGACUAUGAGGAGGGUCCCGAGCACAAGCAAGAUGGUGUCAAGAAGGUGGAGGCCAUCACCUCGGUGUGGUCUUGGAAGAUGCUCUGGGUUGUCUUUGCCCUCUUGUACCUCGUUUCCUUCACCGACGGCCUUUUACAAUCUGUCCAGAGCAACCUGACGCCUUACGUGACCUCCUCAUUCGGUCAGCAUGGAUUGCUUGCGACUACCAGCAUUGUCUCCACGAUUCUCGGCGGUGUCUCCAAGCUCACGAUCGCCAAGAUCAUCGAUAUUCGCGGCCGUGCGGAAGGCUUCGCCGGCAUGGUCUUCCUCGUCACCAUCGGCAUGGUCAUGAAGGCUACGUGCCAGAACGUUGAGACGUACGCUGCCGCGCAGACGAUUUUCUGGGUUGGCCAUCUUGGACUCAUCUACAUCAUAACUAUCGUUCUCUCCGAUAUGACUUCCCUGAGAAAUCGUAUGACUAUCAUCGCUUUGAACGGCACGCCGACGAUCGCCACGACUUUUGCCGGUCCCGAGAUUGCGCAGCUGUUUUAUGAUGAGGUCAACUUCCGCUGGGCAUUCGGCGCCUUUGCCAUCAUCUUGAUCGGUUUCAGUGUUCCUGUCGCUGUUAUCUUCUUCUUGAGCGAGAUCAAAGCCAAGAAGACUGGUUUGAUCCCCCUUAAGCAGAAGACCCGGUCUACCUGGGAAUCUACCAAGCAUUACUUCAUCGAAUUUGACGUUGUUGGCUUGAUCUUGGUGAUGGCCGGAUGGUCCAUGCUUCUGUUACCAUUUUCUCUUGUCUCCAAUGCCACCCAUCAGUGGAAGAGCCCUACGAUCAUCUGCUUGAUUGUAUUUGGUGUCAUUGGAUUGGCUCUUUUCGCUCUAUGGGAGAGAAACUUCGCCAAAGUCUCCCUGUUCCCGUACCACUUCUUGAAGGAUAGAACCAUUCUGGGCGCCUGCUUGGUAUACGGUAUCAUGUUCGCCUCCAUCUACUGCUGGGAUUCAUAUUACCAAUCUUAUUUGCAAGUCGCGCACAAUCAAGAUAUUACGAGCUCUGGCUACAUCCUCAAUGCCUUCAGCUUGACCUCUGCAAUCAUUUCUCCCUUCAUCGGAGUUGCGAUUCGAUACACCGGCCGCUUCAAGUACAUCGCCCUUUCCGGAGUACCUAUCUGCGUCCUCGGCACUGCGCUACUCAUUCACUUCCGUACCCCGUCAACCACCGUUGGUUACCUUGUCAUGUGCCAGAUCUUCAACGGCGUUGCCAGCGGCAUCUUCAGCAUCUGCUCCCAAAUCGCCAUUAUGUCGUCUGUCACUCACCAGCAGAUCGCCAUUGCUCUCGCGUUGCACGGGCUCUUCGGUUCCAUCGGUGCUGCCAUCGGCUUAGCUAUCGCUGGUGGUAUCUGGAACAAUGUUCUUAAGAAGAACAUCUAUGCCCAGCUCCCCGAAGGCAGCAAGGACCUUACUGCAAGCAUUUACGCCAGUAUCGAAACGCAGCUCUCGUACCCCAUGGGCAGCCCUAUUCGCACGGCGAUUAUUGCGGCAUAUGCAGACGUUCAGCGGAAGAUGGUCAUUGCUGGUUGCGCCUUCAUUCCCCUAGUGCUUUUGUCCUUGCUUAUCUGGCGUAACAUCAACGUUAAGACUGUGGAGGAGGAGAAGGGAAAACAGACGAAGGGAACUGUUUUCUAA